GAGUUUCUCCUCCCGGCGCAGUGAGAGCCGCGCGCACCGCUUACCGGACUGACCCGAGCACAGAGACCGGAACACGGAGCAGGAGGCAGGCAGAACCGGAGCGCAGAGAGACCUGGUCGGAGAUGGACGACCGCCAUCCGCCACUGCUGUAGGUCAGCGAUGGCCCAGGUGUUUCCUGCUGGUGGAGGAGAUGAAGCCCAGUCCGGACUCUGUGUUGGUCGUCAUGGGCUCCCUGGAUGGAAGCACGCCGGUUGAGACGCUGCUUUCUGCGAUUCAUCUGGAGAGGUACCUGGACACCUUCCAUCGAGCCGGUCUCCUAUUGGCUAGAGACUUCACACACCUCGACAGCGAUGCAUUGGUCAGUCUGGGCAUAACUGCCACAGGACACAGGAAGAGAAUCCUACGAUUGGUCAGUUACAUCGAGAGGACAGAAGGCCAAAGAGCCAAUCGGAACGCAGAUCUCCCUCGUGACCGCUGUCAGUCAGUUUGUUCUUCGAAGCGCACCGAGUCGCCCCGUCAGGAGGUGAUCAGGAACAGCUCUGCUCCAGACCUCGCCGCCAUGCUGGCAAACUCCGAUGGCGGCAGGCCAACAGUGAAGCCGGUCCCCAAACCGAGAACCGUCUUCAAUCGCCGCAGGACCGCGCCCAUCCAGUUCACCCCAACACCCGACCCUGCUCCACCCCUACCCAGGAGGCUUUCCCAGGAGUCCAUCUGCCUCACUGUGCUGGAAAGUCUGAGCUCAGCGGACAUGCCCACAGCAGACAGCGCUUUGACCUCUGACCUCAGUGACAAGGCGCCGUCACCAAGCCGAAGGUCGAGCCAGGGGGAGAGAACUGGGCACGGCCGCAGCAGGUCUCUGUCAGACACUGGAGGGUUACCGCCUGUUCCCCCGAGGCUGAACCGCAUCAUCCCCCCCGGAUCGAUGCAGGGGACUCCUUGCGCUUCUUCUUCUCCUGUUCCCACAGAGCAUUUGCAGGCGCCGUCCUUCACUUCCUGCAUGGGUAGUCAUGACAACAGCAGGCUCUCUGGAUCCUCCCCCUCCGGUUCUCCCCGAGGAGGAGGCCUAGAGAUGGUCUCCAAUGAGAUAUAUUGGGGCACGUUACACAGCUCUGCUGCCCCCGGUGGGAAGAGGAAUUAUUGCAGCCAGCAGUCGGCUCCUCCCACUCCACCCAGACAGACACCUGAGAGGAACUGUGAGAGGAACAGUGGCAGCACUUUAAGUAACAACUCUUCAGGAUCAGCCAGAGCCUCCACGGACGACCCCGAGGACGAGAUCAGCCCGUACUGUGAGACCGUUUUCCAAACCCGGAGACAUCCUCACGCCGCUGAGAGCGAGAGAAGCAGACAUGAAGGAAGGGAGGCGAGGAAAGAGGAGAAGCACGCAGAGGAUCAUGGGGGUCACAGGUUCUCGUGGACGAAGCGUUUUUCGCAGCCGUUUCACCCCGGGGACUCGCCAGGUUACAGCACUGUGGGAGAAGCUCCACCCUCCCUCCGCUGCCUCUCGCUGCCCCACCACGCCCUCCCCUCCGAGGCCGACGAGGACCUUACCAUCUCCCCCUACGCCAGCUACACCUCCCUGACCGAGAGAGCCCCGCCCAUCAUCAGCGGCUGGCUGGACAAGCUGUCUCCGCAGGGGGGUCGGAGGUCAUCUCUGCCCGUUCUGCUGUGUGUCCUUCUGUCUGCUCCUCCCUGUGUCUCCUUUCUCCUGAGGACAUGCCUCUGCCUCGUCACUGUCCUUUCCUCCUCUUCCUACACUCGGAACUAUGUUUUCCAGAAACGCUUCGUGAAGUUUGACGGCAAAAACUUGAUGUACUUCGGCAGUGAGAAGGACGCCUACCCUAAAGGAGUCAUCCCAUUGGCUGCCAUCCAGAUGGCCCGUCCAGCCAAAGACAAUAAAUUUGAAAUUGUGACGAGUCACCGGAUCUUUGUGUUCAGGACGGAUAACGAAGUGCUGCGGCGGCGCUGGGUGUCCACGCUGCAGGAACACGUCAGAGAUCAGCUGGUGUUUGGACGGCGGCGUUUCGGUCCUGGAGCUCACUGCCAGAAACAUGGGGGCCUGGAACUCAAAGGAACCAAAUCCAAAGUGUACGCUGCCAUCAACACGGACCAGAUCUGGCUCUACAAGAGCGAGCAGUGUUUCCGUAACGGCAUCGGCAUCACGGUGAUCGAAGCUCGCGGAGCAACGAUCCGAGAUGGAAAACACAAGAGCUUCGACCUCAUCACGCCGUAUAAAACUUUCAGCUUCACCGCAGACUCAGACCGGGACAAACGGGACUGGAUGGAGGCACUGCAGGAGGCGAUCGCAGAGACUCUCUCAGAUUACGAGGUGGCCGAGAAAAUCUGGUCCAACCGCUCCAACAGGAUGUGCGCCGACUGCAAGGCCCUGAACCCCGACUGGGCCUCCAUCAACCUGUGUGUGGUCAUCUGCAAGAACUGCGCAGGCCAGCACAGAGGGCUGGGCACGAUGGUCUCCAAGGUUCAGAGUCUGAAACUGGACACAAGCGUGUGGAGCAACGAGAUCGUUCAGCUCUUCAUCAUGCUGGGGAACGACCGGGCCAACGACUUCUGGGCGGCCCGUCUGUCCGUCUCUGAGGAGUUGGACUGCGAUGCGUCGGCCGAGCAGAGGAAAGAGUUCAUCGCCCAGAAGUACCGCGAGGGUCGAUACCGCCUCGCCCACCCGGCGUUCAGCAGCCAGGAGGAGCUGCUCAAGGUUCUGUGUUCAGCCGUCUCUGAGCAGACUCUCCUGAAAACGGUGACUCAGAUUUUCUCAGAGGCGGAGUCAGCGCACCUCGCCAACGACUCCAACGGCCGCCACCCCCACCUAGCGGAUCACUGCAGCACAUCAGAUCCCAGCGUCUACGAUGAAAUCAUGCAGCCGGUUCUUCACUCUGGGUACCUCUACAAGUCGAGCUCUGCCAACAGAGGAACCAUGUCCAGAAAAAACAGAGAAGACUUCCAGAAGUUCUGGUGCUCGGUGGAUCAGUCUCUGGUCUUCUACGAGUCGGAUCGAUCAGCUGAUCCCAGCCUGCAGAUCAGCGCUAAAGACAUCGUGUGUUUGGGCGUCAGUCGACCCGACUCCUCCAACAACAACGGAUUCAUUGACAGGUUUCGUUACACCUUCGAGUUGUAUCUGACGUCGGAGAAACUCUUUCAGUUUGGCUUGGAAGCGGCCGACCAGCUGCACAGCUGGACCAAAGCCAUCGGAAAGGCUGCCACGCCGCUCAGCUGUCACUGCCUGCUGACCCGAGAGUUUGAGCGGGUCGGGCUUCUACGGUACCGGGCGAUGCUGGACCCUCAGCAGUGGAAGGAGGCUUACUUUGUCCUGCAGAAGUCCAACCUGUUCAUCUGUCCCCGCAACGACGGCGCCGCCGAGGACAUCAUCAACCUCAACCGCCUGCAGGAGCUGAGUAUCACCUCCGAGAUGGAGAACCAGGAGAAGAAAGACAUCCUGGUCCUGGUGGAAAAAGGAAGAACGCUCCACCUGCAGGGCGUCGGUCGCGCAGACUUCUCUCUGUGGUACUCCGACAUUCAGCGAGCAGCCGGCGGUAAAGGAAACGCUCUGAGAGACCAGCAGAUGAGCAGGAACGACAUCCCCAUCAUCGUGGACAGCUGCAUCGCCUUCAUCACACAGUACGGUCUGGGUCACGAGGGCAUCUACAGGAAGAACGGAGCCAAAUCCAGGAUCAAACUGCUGAUGGAGGAGUUCCGCAGAGACGCUCGAAACGUCAAGCUGCGGAUCGGGGACCACUUCAUCGAGGACGUGACCGAUGUACUGAAGAGGUUCUUCAGAGAGAUCGAUGACCCUAUCUUCAUGGUCGAUCUCCACCCGCUGUGGCAGGAAGCUGCCAAAAUCCCUCAGAGGCGUGCGAGGCUGGACCGUUACAAAGACAUCAUCCGCACUCUACCCCGAGUCAACCGGACCACCCUGGCUGCUCUCAUCAGUCACCUGUACAGGGUCCAGAAGUGCGCAGAUCUGAACCAGAUGUGCACCAAGAACCUAUCGCUGCUCUUCGCUCCAAGUCUGUUCCAGACGGACGGGAAAGGUGAGCAUGAGGUGAAGAUCGUGGAGGACCUGAUAGACAACUACCUGUACGUCUUUGAAAUCGAUGAGGAGCACCAGACCCAGAUUGAGCUGGAAAUCAGCCUCAUCACCACCUGGAAGGACACUCAGCUCUCUCAGGCCGGUGAUCUGAUCAUUGAAAUCUAUCUGGAGAUGAAGAUACCCGACUGCUGCAUAACUCUCAAAGUGUCUCCCACCAUGUGUGCUGAGGAGCUGACCAAUCAGGUUCUGUACAUGAGGAACGUCCCAGCUGGGGACAAAGACGUCUGGAUGACGUUCGAGGCCAUCGAGGACGGUCAGCUGGAGCGUCCGUUACACCCCAAAGAGAAGGUCCUGGAGCAGGCUCUGCAGUGGUGUAAGAUGGCCGACCCGAGCUCCGCCUACCUGGUGGUGAAGAGGGUCCCUAAAGGAGAAGCCAUCACUCUCCUCACCUCCUAUAAGAGCGAGAUCAUGAAGGUGGGUCUGCUGAGGUGUCGCGAGGAGCCUCCGAAGCUCCUUCAGGGGACCAGGUUCCAGGAGAGAACGUUCCAGAUUCGACACCACAAACUGCUGCUGCUCAAAGACAAGAAGAGCAUCAAACCUGAGAAGGAGUGGGCUCUGAAAUCCUUAAAGAUCUACAUCGGCAUCCGCAAGAAGCUGAAGGCUCCAACCAGGUGGGGCUUCACAGUGAUGUCAGACAAACACCAGCUGUACCUGUGCUGCAGCAGCGAGGCCGAGCUGUGGGAUUGGAUCACGAGCCUUCUCAGAGCUCAGAACGAUGACCCGGGUCCUCCAGUGCUGCGCCGCCACUCCUCCUCUGACAUCUCCAAGCAGAAGUUCGGAACGAUGCCGCUCGUCCCCAUCAGAGGAGACGAGAGCAACAGCAGCAUGCUGUCGGCCAAUCAGACGCUGAGGAAACUACACGACCGGAGAACUCUGUCCAUGUACUUUCCCAUGAAGGUCCAGCAGGACUCGUUCGAGGAACGCUCGGAGUCUCCUGACCUGCCUGAGCCGCUCUACGAGGAGGUCGGCGACUUCGGCCUGCAGGUCCUGAAGUCUCUGGAGACCAGCUUCCUGUCCAGCAGCAUCGCAGAGACCCAGGAAGUGCCAGACCACCCCCCACUCAGGUUGGUUCCCGUGGAGUCCAGAGAUUUGGAUCACAUGAUCAUCCCGGAAGUGGUCCGGAUGGCGAGAGGCUCCGUGGAGACUCUGGAGCAGAGCAGCAGCAGCAGCGGAGGAGCCGGCGGAGCCGAUGGAGAUCCAGGCUCUCCAGAUUCAGACGCCGCCAGCCAGCCCGCAGUGAGAAGCAGGCAGACGCUGCAGGGAGUCUGCACGCCAUCGCAGGAACUGCUCCUGCAGGAGCUGUCCUCCGCCUUCAUCAAGAAUACCACGGAGGAGGAGCAGGAGGAAGAGGAGAGGCCCUACGAUGUCUGAGGACCGAAAGGUGGAGUCACAUGAUCUCCCUCCAUUCACAGCACGCCAGCAGUCGACUCAAGGUUGCGAUUCAGGUUACAGAGACAACGAUCACAUGACCUCCUACAGGACCCGUCAGGCAGACUUUACUGUAAAAGCUGCGGCUGAGGAGGGCCAUGUGAUGCGGUCGCCUGUAGGUGAUUGGAGCUCAGUUCGGGGCUGUGCUAACAUCAGCGACUCUGACUUUUUCAGCCUGCGUGCAGCGUCCUCUGCAGCCAGGAGAGGGCGCUGUAUCAGUUUGUACUUGACAGACUGAGAGCUGAGUCGUUCUCUUUAUGUAACAGGAAGUUUGAUCACACGUGUUUAAUUGUGAAUGACUCACAAACGGUCAAAAGUGUUUUUAUGAUAUUUUAAUGUUUCCAACGAGUCUAAUCUGAUAUCUCACAUCAGUAACCUUCUCUAACCUGUCAGUUCAAAUACUCGAUGAAGCUCACACAGGUAAAGGAGGAAGGUGUCACGUGCGUGUGACUCAGUAACAGGUAACCCGCAGCGCUGUUCCUGCGGACGUGUUUAAAUAAAGUUAGAAGAGACAAAGUGACAGACUCUGGGAUUACACAUCAGAUUACACAAACGAUGACAUCAUAGAAACGCAGCACUGUGAAGAUUAAAUUGAAGUAAACAAGCUGCAACAUGUGGAACAAAUCAAACUGUGAACACAGCUGGUCACAUCUAAACGCAGGCGCCUCAUUGGUCAGUUCUACAGGUCUGCGUGUAAAGUGACCAAUGAGGCGCCUGCGUCAGUCUUAAAUUGGCGGUCUGGAAGUCGUGCGAGUUGGUUUGGCGCCUCCUGCUGGGACAGUGUAACGUGUUCUUCCUGUCGCUCUGUCAGCGCUAAUGCUGCAUUUCCUGUGAGGACUUCAUAAUAAAAGUCAUGUGAUGAUCCAGCUGGAGUUCAUAGUACUGCAGUACUUCCAUCAGUUAUCACUUUGUAUUAGUUUGGAAGCUGUAUGAACAUUUUUAUAGACGUGUUAUUCAUAUAAAGACACUUGUAAACAUAUCUGCAGUAACACACACGUGUGUAUUUAUGGGAGUGUUUGCCAGUAGCCACAGUGUUCCAGUAAAGCUGCUGGUGAGGACAGACUGGCCUCACUGGUUUGUGUUGCUGAAACCUCCGUGUGCUCAUGUUCCUGUACAGAUUUGGGAUUUGUUAUUAAACUGCUGGUUUGCUGCAAACUGA
Messenger RNA from Pelmatolapia mariae (spotted tilapia), 6689 nucleotides. RefSeq names its product ArfGAP with RhoGAP domain, ankyrin repeat and PH domain 3 (gene arap3). The transcript has 36 exons. NCBI's taxonomy places the organism in Eukaryota, Metazoa, Chordata, Actinopteri, Cichliformes, Cichlidae. Gene Ontology annotation, biological process: positive regulation of GTPase activity; signal transduction. Bases 191 to 5473 code for a protein of 1760 amino acids. The record is from RefSeq and is a predicted model, not a curated record. Gene Ontology annotation, molecular function: GTPase activator activity; protein binding; phosphatidylinositol-3,4,5-trisphosphate binding. Gene Ontology annotation, cellular component: cytoplasm.